AGAGCCCAGCCCAGCUGUGGGUCAAAGUAGUGCCCAGGGAAGGGCUGGGGCUCUGUUGAUCUCUUAUCUCCCAGGCUCCCUCGGCCUUAUCUGAUGAGGCUCAGCAGGCAGCUGAUGAGGCUGACCAGGCCCCAGGGUUACUGAGUAACCCCGGCCUCUUUAAAAGUCCCACUGUUUACCUGGACACCCGGCACUGGCCAGUUCUCCACACUGCACGCUGCUGCCAUGAAUGCCUGCUGGCUCUCUCUGCUGUGCCUCCUGGGUGCCUUGGCUCUCCUGGUAGAGGGGGUCACUGUGCAGGAUGGAGACCUGUCCUUUCCUCUAGAGUCAGUGAAACAGCUGAAGGACCUCCAGGAGGCACCGGAGCCCCUGCUGGUGAAUCACAAGAAGUUUGCUCCCAGGCUUGCUGCGCCUUUGGCACCACGAAUAUGUAGCCAUUCUGCAUUUCCAGAAGCACUGAAGCCCCUCUGCAAGAAACCCAACGCGGAGGAGAUCCUGAAGAAGCUGCAGGCCAUUGCUCACGACCCAAACACAUGUGAGAUCUGUGCCUACGCCGCUUGCACUGGAUGCUAGGACGACACCGUCGGUCUUCUCAGCCUGCACGGAAGCCCCUUCUACCUCUGGAAGCAGGCGUGCUGACCAGCUCCCGCCCCCAGCAUCUCACCCUACCUUGCCCAGGGCAGGGAGGAGGCUGGGGAGACAGUCACCUGGAGAAGUCCUCCCUGGGGGCUGUGCUAACCCUCAGCCAAUAAACGAGACUCCGGUA
Peromyscus maniculatus bairdii (prairie deer mouse) is the source of this 766-nucleotide messenger RNA. RefSeq names its product guanylate cyclase activator 2A (gene Guca2a). Gene Ontology annotation, molecular function: guanylate cyclase activator activity. Gene Ontology annotation, cellular component: extracellular region. The record is from RefSeq and is a predicted model, not a curated record. NCBI's taxonomy places the organism in Eukaryota, Metazoa, Chordata, Mammalia, Rodentia, Cricetidae.